Messenger RNA from Fragaria vesca subsp. vesca, 1011 nucleotides. Its product is annotated as proteasome assembly chaperone 2-like. The coding region runs from base 1 to 816 and encodes 271 amino acids. The transcript is spliced from 7 exons. Gene Ontology annotation, cellular component: nucleus; cytosol. The record is from RefSeq and is a predicted model, not a curated record. Gene Ontology annotation, biological process: proteasome assembly. Lineage: Eukaryota; Viridiplantae; Streptophyta; Magnoliopsida; Rosales; Rosaceae.
AUGCAUCUAACAUUUCUAUUAGUUCCUCCGGCGCUGUCGAUCGGAAAUGUGGGCCAGCUCGCCGUGGAUCUUUUAGUGGCGUCGUCGAAGGCGGACAGAGUCGGGUUUCUGGAUAGUCCGUAUGUUCUUCCUUGUGUUGGCAACGAUGCAUAUGGGCCUGUUCCUCAAGGCCAACUUGCUCUUCCUCUUGAAGCUUAUGAAUCGGCUUCUAAUGGGAUAGCUUUAAUCCAGCAAAGGUCACCUGUUGUUAAGGGUAGGAUGAUUGAGUUUGCCAAGAAGUUGGCAGAUUAUGUUGCUGCCAGUGGAAAGAAGCAUGUGAUUGUGCUUUCGAGCUUGGAUUUCGGUAGGUGUCAGAGAAUUGAUAUGUCAACUGGUUCGCAGAUGCAUUACCUAUCUAGCACCGAUUCUGAUGGAACAGAUGAUUACUGCGAAUGGCUUGGGUGGAAAAGACUGCCGGAUUAUAACCCCAACCAGAGGUCUUGGAAGUAUCUUAGCACAUUAGCUGAAGGCAAUGCCAUGCUGGAGGAUAGCUUGCCCUUUGAAGGUGAACUGGAAGAAGAGGAGUAUUACUACCCAAGCUUGCCGUUUGCAGCUCUUUUUUCUUGCUUCAAGGCAAAAGCACUGAAGGUUACCUGCUUAUUAUGCUACUGUUCAGAAGGAGACAAUACACCUGAUGCUUUCCAUUUGGCUGAAGCAGCAUGUAAACUCCUUGGCAGGAGUCCCAGUGAUUUACAUGGCAACAAUAAUGACAAUUGGUUUAUUCCAAUUUCUUGGAAGACUGUGUAUGGACCACCUGCAGAUAUGUCUCUCUUUUAAGCAGGGAAUAGGAUUCCUCGGAUCUCAGGUAAGUAUGCAGGGUUGAGUACCUAUUACCUGAUUUACCUCCUUUGAGCUUCUUAGCCCGACUGGUUCUAUCCGAAGAUCUUUUUAACUCAUUCUAAUCUAAUUUAUCUUAUUACUGUUUUAGAAGCCAAUCAAGGCAUACUUGUGGAAUGUCUAAAGUCCAAUUUU